CCUACCUGAGAUAUAUAGUAGACAGUUAGACACACACCAUAAACCAUCCAUAUGCAAGGCUUAAUCUAUAUUAAUAUCUGUGAUAUACACAUGCAUUAAACAUAAGGAUAACCUCACUAAAAUUAUGGAAAAUUCAAAAGCUAAAAUGAGCAAUUCGAGUAAAAGGAGGGUAAAGACACUGAAAAGAAUGAUACCUCAGAAAAUGAAGAACAAUUUUAGCACAGUUCCAAAUAUUCAAGUGAUUGCCGAGUCGGAAACUGAUACGAGACCUAGUCAACAGUCAAAUACAACAGACCUUUUCGAAAAUGAUGUUUGCGAAAGUAAUCGUAUUGAUCAAAGAAGUACAAAUAGAGAUGACUUAAAAAAAGUGAAAAAGCGAAAACUCUCCACAACCGGCGAUUCUCCUGAAAAAUCCGCUAAAGCGGUACAACAAAUAUGCAACAAUGUAAAUAAAGAAACAGUAGAAAAAGAAAUUCUUGAUGAAGAUGAAGCCAACAUUAGAGAUGAAGAUAUUGAUAAGUUUUGUGAUGAAUUAGAUGAUGCUGAUAAUGAACAAUAUGAAGCAUGGGUGAAAUUAGUAGAAGAAAAACUCAGUGAGAAAAAAUAAUAAAUGUUAAUUAUGUGACGUGACUAAA
Molecule: messenger RNA, 635 nt
Organism: Amyelois transitella
Lineage: Eukaryota; Metazoa; Arthropoda; Insecta; Lepidoptera; Pyralidae
Exons: 2
Coding region: 125-607 (160 amino acids)
Source: RefSeq, a predicted model, not a curated record